Molecule: messenger RNA, 2514 nt
Organism: Closterium sp. Yama58-4
Lineage: Eukaryota; Viridiplantae; Streptophyta; Zygnematophyceae; Desmidiales; Closteriaceae
Source: the annotation of a GenBank genome assembly
AUGGGGGAGUUGCUCCGGAGGCUAGAGGAAGAUGGCGUGGAUGUUCCUUCUCAGGAAAGCGGCACCACCACCAACACGACUUUGAAGGAGGGUGCAGAGGACGGACAACACACAGAGCAAAGACGUGUGGACCGACUCGAGGCGGAGGUGGGCUCCUUGAAGCGCGAGGUCGGUGCGAUGACUGCAGGAUUCGCCGCAAUUGGGCAGGUGCUUGGGAUGUCGAGGGAGGAGCUGAUCUCUGCCGGCGAAAACAUGCUGCAGAAGCCUGCCUGCGCUGUGCAGGGAGCGGGAGGUAAUGAUCCGCGCAAGCACGGCCCAACCACUCCUGUACGGCCUUCAGGAUACACGAAGCAGCUGAACGACAGCCCUGACGAGGAUCUGGUGGGCUCCAACACGAGAGUGUCGCUCGACAGCAAGUUCGCGUCAGCCGUUGGAGCGUACCCCUGCUUCCCGGCACAUCUGCCGAUCCCCGGGACGGUUCCACACUGGCUGUUGUCGCGCCAGCAGGGAGCUGCGGUUUCACUAGUCCAGCCAUCCUAUCCUGUUUACGGCAUCGCGCAGAGCGGUGCGGCUGGGUACACACCCCGGCUUCACAGCUGCAAGUUUGGGGUGAAGGUUGUCGCCAAGGACAAGGACGGAAAGAAGGUAACGAGGAGAGUCGGCGCUUACACCACGAUAGAGGAGGCAGCGUAUUGCUACGCGGCAGCAGCCCACGUGCUGAGGCCAGGCAUGGGCACCAGGAACUCUGUGGCUUUAACACCGGCGGAUAGGGCAGCUUUGAAGGGGUGCACUCCUGAAGUCCUAAAAGUCCUGGUGGAUGCCCGCAUGUGGUGGCGCUGGAGGGUAUGGAGGGAGGCGUACGAAGGUGUGAUGCGGAAGGCAGCGCGGGCCAAGAAGAAUGCAACGCCUGCUAAAAGGGGGAGACCGCGAAAGGAGAGUGGUGCGCAGGGUGGUGGCACGGCAGGAGAGGGUGAAGGAGAGAAGGCUGGAAGUGAGGACACUGAGAUCGUUGCCAUCGAACCAACCAACAGCAGGGCGCUUGGGAGGCUCCGCAAGACUACGGGGGGGGAGACAUCUGACGCUUCUCUCGCCAGAGUAGGCAAGCAAGCGGCGGAGAGUGACUCGCCAGAUUCGCGUUCCAAGAGCGACGUUGAUCCGCGUCUGGCUCUCCGGAAUCGAGGCGAGGACGUUGACGGGGGCGACCAGGCACGCAUCGAGAGCGACGUCAACGCUUUCGAAGAGGAGGAUGACGAGGAUGUGGGCGACGCGAUGCGCGCGAUGUUCGAAACCAACACGAACCGCGAGAACGCUGAUGUCCCAACCAAUGGAGAGGAGGUGCGCGUUUCUGCGGGAGUAUUCAGGAGCCUGCUUAAGUCGCAAGACGAGAGCGCGAAGAAGGUUGCCCGCUUGGAAACCUUGCUUUUGGAGGCACUGGCGAAGUCCGAUGGGGGAUCUCGUCGCCGCAAAGCAGAGCGGCAGAGGGAGCCGGGACAGGGAUGCAUGAACCCAAAGCGCCAGCGUCGUGGCGAGGCUGUGGCUGAGGUUGAGGACGAUGACGAUGAGGUGGACGACGACGACGACUUCGAGGACGUGGCACAGAUUCGCACGCGGCGCAAACAUAUGCGGUCUGCGAAGUCGCCUGUUCUGCAACGCGCACUUGAUCUGCUGCCAGCAGACAAGGCUUGGAAGUGUUUGCGGUGGUUCCUGACUUGUGUGCAGCGACUAUGCGAGUUGGUCCGCGUGCAGCUGUUCCUGAAGAAGCCGGCAGCAACCAUGACUUUCUAUCCGAGCUCUGACGACAAGACUUAUGGCGUCUGCGCAGUGCUUGACCGCCUGCCGCAUAGCUUCGCGUGUCUCGCGCUGGCAGCGGACAAGUCCCGACGGGCGGACCUUAACAAGACGCUGAGCGAGUGGAAGACAAGGGCUGCAGCACGGGUCCGGGACAUUGCGCUCCCGAAGCUUGGAUUCUUCCGGGACGAGCGCGACGAGGCAAGCCCGUGGGCAAGGGACAACGCACGGACGCUGGAGCAGAUUCGCGAGCGCGUUGGGAUCGGAGCGGAUGAGAGCGAUGAUCUGGUGUUGAGCAACUGGGCUAACGACCGCGACGGGAUGCCCUUUGCUUCUGCGGCGUUUGCGGCGUGCGCAAAGGCUGCCUUCAUUCCGAAGAAGGCUGCACUGCCGCUCACUUUGAAGGUGUACCACCUUGCGUGGCUAGAGCACGUGGUGUCCGACAGCAUCAUGUACUGGGAGCAGAGGAUGGGCCGUCUCUCUAACUCGGCGGGGGGGAACGGCCACGUGGUGAACGGGCUCAAGGUGCUUGUGAAGGGCUCCGUUUCACAGGCCAUCCGUCACUUCAAUCCAGAGUACGACGAGGAGAAAGAGGAGUGGAUAUGGGGACGCCAUGGCCUCCGCCUUUCUGCAUGUGGGCUUGAGAGCAUGAAGCCCAAUGCAGGCGCUAGCGGAGGAGACGCCGCCGGGAACGAUGUGCAGUCGGUGUCUGUCGGGGGUGUGUAG